Molecule: messenger RNA, 3751 nt
Organism: Heterocephalus glaber (naked mole-rat)
Lineage: Eukaryota; Metazoa; Chordata; Mammalia; Rodentia; Bathyergidae
Source: RefSeq, a predicted model, not a curated record
AACCCCCAGCCAGCAAAAGUCUCUCUCAGGUGCCGCACUCUAUACUGAGUGUGUGCUUUUAAAAUUCUGCCCGAUAAUCUCCUUAUGCCUCUCAUGGGCACAUUUUAAGAAUUAUUUUUCUGUGACGUAAGUCAACAAACCUACAACCUACUCUGUUGGGGUGAUUUGAGGUGCCCCUUCCUAUGUGGGGAUCUCCUCAAGCCCCAUCUGGUGACCCUAUCUUCUGGUGAGGACCGUCUUUAUCAUUCCCAGGAGAAACCCUGGUCUCUGCGCCCUGUCCAUGCCUCUGUGGGCUGCGCCCCGCCCGGCGCCCCAAGGCACACCAGUUGCGGGUCGCAGUGCCAUCCCAGCUGCCAGCCUGGGCUCGGGCUGCCUCCGCACCAGACUCCAUGCUGCCUGCCCGGAUUUAAAAGUUUGGCAGUGAGAAGUAUCAGCGAGGGUGAGGAAAAUGGCAGACAUCACACCCAGAACUGAAGUCCAGCUCAAACCACAAAAUGAGAUGGGGCCACCUCGCUGAGUGGAAGAUGUCUCCGAAGACUGUGACUCACAAAUUCCUUCCAGUUUCCAAGAAGUCAGAUGUAAUUGUCGUCCUUGCUCUUCUACAGGUGCUGUUCGACAAGUGACGGCUGGCUCUGCCAUGGGUGGCGCCCGAACAGGGACCUGAAUACAGGGGGCCAUAGUGAAGGACACCGUGGAUCGUGAGCUCGGAUAAGUAAAUUAAGGCCGGUGAAUACGCUCGGGAGUAACAAGAUGGGUAUUGGUAAUAACCGAAUGCUUUUUGAACAUAUGCUUAAAAAUGUGCUUUGCGCUUGUGGAGCAAAGGUAGGGCAUCAACACUUAUGUAAUUUUUUAGAAUUUGUAGAGAAAGUUUGUCCUUGGUUCUCUGAAGAAGGCACAGUAGAUUUUGAAGUAUGGAAUAAGGUGAGAAAGCGACUUCAGGAUUAUUACGAUGGUCAUGGACCCACUAAUAUCCCUAUAGAUGCUUUUAGUUUAUGGGCUUUAAUUAGAGAUAGUUUGGAUCCUCGGUAUGAGGGAGAGAGGGUUGAAGGACCCUCCUCAAGUCCUUCCUCAGAGGAGCCUGACAAGGCUGGUGUUCCCGAGGUUGUCCCUCCGCCUCCUAUGGAAAGUGAAACUAAGCCAUCUGUUCCACCAGUAUAUGCUGAUGCAGAGCCUGCACUAAGGAAGGGUUUUUUUCCGGAUGAGGGACCCCUAAACCUGGGAGAUGCUGAUGAUUUGGAAGAAGAGGCUGCUAGGUAUAACAAUGAGGAUUGGCUCCCCCCCUCCCUAUUGUAGCCGUGGCCAGGAAAACCAAAAAAUCCAGACAGCCAGCGAAUGAGGACGUGACCGAAAGGAUUACUAGAUUGGAAAAGAGAUUGGAGUCUCUUUGUCAGCAGUGGCAGACAGGCUUAACGGUGGAAGAGGAAGACCAGAAUACUCAGGGCGAGGGAGGAAUAGUUCCUAGUAUAAUUGCUGGUCUUGAUCCCCUGCCGGUUGCAGGUCCAAGAUUAAUGAAAAAAACUGACCCUCUUAUAGCCAUGAUUAAACAUCCCCCAGGACCCAGGCCUUUGUCUGUCAAUUCUCGGUCUCUGUCGCCAUUACAAGCUACCCUGCAACAUGCGGUUGACAGAGGGGAAGAUACCCAGGGCUUUCAUUUAGCUUGUCCAGUAUUUGAGGAAGCUGACGCUCAAGGGAAUAUGGUCAGAAUCCAUUGGCCAAUAUCUUUUAAGCAACUCAAAAAGUUAAAAAUGGCAUGUGCGCAAUAUGGCCCUACCGCACCUUUUACUCAGGCUAUGUUAGAAUCGUUGAGCACAGAGGCGUUGCCUCCCGGAGAUUGGAAACAGCUUGCUAAGGCAUGCCUAUCUGGGGGAGAUUACCUCCUUUGGAAAACAGAAUUUUCCGAGCAGUGUCAAAGAACAGCUGAAUUAAAUCAGGCUAAUAGAAAUGAUAUUGAUUAUGACAUGCUGGCAGGAGAAAGGCAAUAUGCGGACCUCGCCAAUCAAUUAUUGUUUCUUGCAGGAGUAUAUGCACAGGUCAAUUACGCUGCCAAGCAGGCAUGGCAGAAGCUGCCUUCUACAGAUAGGCAGACAGAAGAUUUAUCCAAAAUUAGGCAGGGACCUGAUGAGCCUUUUCAAGACUUUGUAGCCAGGUUAAUGCAGACUGCCAGUAGAUUGCUGGGAGAUUCCGAUGUGGGAUUGUUACUGGUCAAACAACUGGCUUAUGAAAAUGCCAAUACUGCCUGUCAGGCAGCCCUAAGACCAUUUAGAAAGAAAGGCACCAUUUCAGACUAUAUUAGAAUGUGUGCUGACAUUGGGCCUGCUUAUACUCAGGGCCUUGCCAUGGCAGCAGCUUUGCAAGGAAAAACAGUUAAAGAAGUGUUGUUCCAACAACAAAAGAGAAAUCCCAAAGGUAGGGUUCCGGGUCCGCCAGGGAGUUGUUUUAGAUGUGGUCAAAUAGGCCAUCAGGUGCUGCAAUGUCCCAGUAAGACUCCGCCAGCCAAUUCAAAUCCGUUCAGGACCUUUUCAGAGCAACCACAGGCAGCACAGGACUGGACCUCAGUCCCUCCGUCUUCACAGUAUUAACCCCAGAAAUGGGGAUGCAGGCCCUACCUACCGGAGUUUAUGGGCCCUUACCAUCAGGGAUGAUGGGAUUGCUUUUAGGUCGAAGUAGCGCUACUAUGAAUGGUAUUUUGGUUGUUCCUGGGGUCAUAGAUGGGGAUUUCACUGCAGAAAUUAAAAUCAUGACUCAUUCACCUACUGGGAUUUCUGUGAUAGAAGCAGAACAACGUAUAGUGCAGCUGCUGUUGCUCCCUCAAAUACUAACAAAUAAAGCAACAAAAAGAGAAAAAAGAGGAGAUAUUGGAUUCGACUCUUUAGAUGUUUAUUGGGUAUGGUCUAUAGGAGCCCAACGAUCUGUGCUCACCCUGACCAUCGAUGGGAAAAAUUUUCAGGGUCUACUGGACACUGGGGCUGACGUCUCAGUUCUAACUACAGACCAAUGGCCUAUGGCAUGGCCUAAACAAUCAACAAUGACACAAUUACAAGGAAUAGGUCAAAGCCAAAGCACUGAACAGAGUAGUGAUAUGUUAUUUUGGAAAGAUGCUGAGGGUCAUCAGGGUAGAUUCCAGCCGUAUAUUGUGCCGGGGCUGCUGGUUAAUUUAUGGGGCAGAGAUGUUAUGAAAGAAAUGGAGGUGUAUUUAUAUAGUCCUAGUGAACAGGUCACCCACCGAAUGUUUGAACAAGGGCUUUUACCUAAUCAAGGCUUGGGAACUAAAGGUCAGGGGAUACAGGAGCCUUUAAUGCUGAUCCAACGACCUCCAAAAACAGGCUUAGGGCUUUUUUAAAGGAGGCCACUGGUCAGCCUGUACUCCACGUGGAUCCCAUUACUUGGAAAAGUGAGGAACCUGUGUGGGUGGAUCAGUGGCCUCUCACCGAGGAAAAAAUUGAAGCUGCUGAGCAGUUAGUACAGGAACAGCUCGAUAGCAGACAUGUAGCUCCUUCUAAUUCUCCUUGGAACUCUUCUAUCUUUGUCAUUAAUAAAAAAUCGGGGAAAUGGAGAUUAUUACAAAAUCUUAGAAAAGUCAAUCAGACUAUGGAAGUAAUGGGAGCUUUGCAACCAGGAUUGCCUAUGCCAUCAGCUUUGCCUGGAAAUACUUAUAAAAUCAUUGUAGAUUUAAAGGAUUGUUUUUAUACUAUUCCACUUGCUCCUGAAGAUUGUAAGCGAUUUGCUUUUAGCAUACCCUCAACAAAUUUUA